This is a messenger RNA of Enhydra lutris kenyoni (northern sea otter), 2452 nucleotides long. RefSeq names its product pleckstrin homology domain containing N1. The record is from RefSeq and is a predicted model, not a curated record. Gene Ontology annotation, biological process: 3'-UTR-mediated mRNA destabilization; positive regulation of apoptotic process; response to hypoxia. Lineage: Eukaryota; Metazoa; Chordata; Mammalia; Carnivora; Mustelidae. The transcript is spliced from 16 exons. Bases 62 to 1939 code for a protein of 625 amino acids. Gene Ontology annotation, molecular function: phosphatidic acid binding; cardiolipin binding; phosphatidylserine binding. Gene Ontology annotation, cellular component: mitochondrial membrane; cytoskeleton.
AGGCUCUGUACGGAGGGACCUGGUCGACCUGCUCCACUCGGUCCCGCCACCACCGCCGCCCAUGGGGAACAACCACUGCGUCCCUCAGGCCCCUAGGAGGCUCCGGGCCUCAUUCUCCAGAAAGCCCUCGCUGAAGGGAAAUAGAGAGGAUGGCGCAAGGAAGCUGGCCGGCCUGUUUGGCACCGAGGCAGGUCCCGACCCGGACGCCACCGCUGACAAGAUCUUCUACUACAUCCCUGGGCCGGACCUCCAGGGCCUGGAGAUCCAGCCAGAAAACCUAGAGCAGCCGUUCCUGAGUGUGUUCAAGAAGGGGCGGCGGAGGGUGCCCGUGAGGGAUCUGGGCAAGGUUGUGUACUACGCCAAGGUCCAGCUACGAUUCCAACACAGCCAGGACAUCAGCGACUGCUAUCUGGAGCUAUUCCCCUCCUACCUCUACUUCCAGGCCCAUGGUUCCAAAGGACUCACCUUCCAGGGGCUGUUACCGCUGAUGGAACUGAGCGUCUGCCCGCUUGAGGGGUCCAGAGAGCACGCCUUCCAGAUCACAGGCCCGCUGCCUGCUCCUCUUCAUGUGCUGUGCCCCAGCCAGGCUGAGCUGGGUCACUGGCUGUACCACCUGGAAAAGCAGAUAGCCCUCGUGCAAGGGCCACAGCUCUGCCACUCAGCACCCCUGCAGGGCCCCCCCGAGGAUGAGCUGCCCUGGACUCUGCAGCGCAGGCUGAUCCGGCUCCGGGCAGCAUCUGGACAUCGAACGGUGGGCAGUGCCGUCUGCGCCUCGAGGGUCAAGCUGCAGCAUCUGCCUUCACAGGAGCAAUGGGACCGGCUCCUGGUUCUGUACCCGACAUCCCUGGCUAUCUUCUCCGAAGAAGCAGAUGGGCUUUGCUUUAAGGGGGAGCUGCCCCUCAGUACCAUCCACAUCAACCUGGAGGAGAAGGAGAAGCGGAUCCGUUCUUUCCUGAUUGAAGGCCCGCUCAUCAACACCAUUCGUGUGCUGUGUGCCAGCUAUGAGGACUACAGCCACUGGCUGCUCUGUCUGCAGACCAUCUCGCCCCGGGCUGGAGGCCCCCCGCCAGCUGGCCUCCCGGGGCUGUGGGGGUCCACACAGGUCAUGGGUGGCGGCCGAGGCUCCCUCUCCUCAGACGGACGAACCAGCUGGGACUCAGGGUGCCCUGCGCCCCCCUCCACCCACACCAGCCACUCUCUCCCUGAGUCGUCAGUGCCGUCCACCACAGGCUGCCCUGCCCAGCCUGUGCCUGACCAGGCCGACCCUGGCCGCACCAGCACCCGCAGGCAGAGGGCCGAGCUGAGACGGAGCAGCAGUAGUCGGUCACCCAGGAGUGAGGCCCGGAGCAAGGAGCCCAGCCUGGCCACCUCGCUGUACUUGGACCUGACCAAGCUGAGCAGGCAGAGCCUAGAGGACAACCCUGAGGCCCCAGACCACUCUCUGAAGACCGCACACUCCCCACUCUAUGCCGAUCCCUACACACCACCUGCUACCUCCUAUCACAAGAUCACAGAUGUCCAGGGCCUGGAUGAGUUCCUCAGCGCAGCACAGAGUUCACUUGGACCUGAGUCCUCGAGCCCGUUCCCCUCGGUCCCUGUGUCUGUGCCUGUCUCGGGCCCCAGCUCUGGACUCUCCGGUCCCCACUUGCUCUCCAAGAAGGGAGCCCUGCAGCCCAGAGCCUCUCAGCGGCACCGAGGCUCCAUCAAGGGCCAGGGGCCACUCCCUCCAGAGUCCCCUCAGCAUGUGAGCAGCAGCACUCACCCCUGCCAGGUCUCCCCUGUGCAGGAAGUCUCGCCCGACCCCCUGCCACCUCCCUCAGCAGGUGGUCGUCCCCCCAAGAGCUAUGACAACAUCCGGGACAACACUUCCUCUCCCUCCCACAAGCGGUGGCCCCGAGGAGGAGCUGAGGCUUGGGGGGGGCUCAUCCAGUGGAUCUGAUGGCUUCUGGGUGGCUGGUUCUCAGGACCACCUGCCAGCAUGGGCUCUGCCAUGGGGACUACGGCACAGCCUGGGGCAUUCUUUGUAGGGCCACAGGCUGACCGGCAUCCGACCCCUGAACCCCACCCAGUGCUGAGUCCAUGUCUGAUCCCAGCAGGCUGAAGAGAGCUCCCAAACUUCCCUGGGCUCUGGAGGGGCCAGGAGGGGGGCCUCGUCCUGAAGACGGCCUGGCGACGUGGCUGGACCACAGAUCAGAGCAGGCCUCGCAGGAGACCCAGCAGCAGCCCUUCCUCCAGGGAAGCAAUGAGGAAGGCCACUGGGCGCAGGCUUUACCUGCCAGUGGGAGGAGCAGCAGGUGGGAAGGUCAGAGGGCUGAGAACGUCAGGUUAGUGAGGGUCAGCGCACGUGAGGUCAGAGGGCGUGACGGUAGGAGGUCAGCAAAGUCCGAGACACGACAAGUAGAGGUAGAGGGCGUUCUGGGCAAGUGUCAGUGGGCUGGGGCAGGUCAGGAGA